AUGGCGAUCACGUGGGGAGAUUGUCCGCGUUUGAUCUGCUCGAUUCUGCUACCACCGCUGGGCGUGUUCCUCCAAGUAGGCUGCAACAAGGACUUCGCUAUUAACUGCCUGCUCACGCUGCUAGGAUAUAUUCCUGGUAUUAUCCACGCCGUGUAUAUCCUCGUCAAAGAGUGA
Molecule: messenger RNA, 174 nt
Organism: Phytophthora nicotianae INRA-310
Lineage: Eukaryota; Oomycota; Peronosporomycetes; Peronosporales; Peronosporaceae
Product: protein Ric1
Exons: 2
Coding region: 1-174 (57 amino acids)
Cellular component (GO): membrane
Source: RefSeq, a predicted model, not a curated record